Fusarium coffeatum is the source of this 798-nucleotide messenger RNA. RefSeq lists its product as uncharacterized. Lineage: Eukaryota; Fungi; Ascomycota; Sordariomycetes; Hypocreales; Nectriaceae. The transcript has a single exon. Gene Ontology annotation, molecular function: protein-lysine N-methyltransferase activity. The coding region runs from base 1 to 798 and encodes 265 amino acids. The record is from RefSeq and is a predicted model, not a curated record. Gene Ontology annotation, biological process: peptidyl-lysine dimethylation.
AUGUCUGGAGAAAUAGACUACGGAUUCGGUGACCUCAUGGACGACCCAGAGGAUUACUGCCCACCCACUCCCCCACCUACAUCUCAGGUCUUCACCAUGCAGAGUGGCAAGCCCAUCACGCUGCAUCUCGUCGGCGCCAGUCCUACAGAGGCUCAUCAUCUGUGGAAUGGCGCAAAGAUGAUUGCCGACUUUUUCGAGGAGGACCCUUCUCGAGUGAAGGACAAGACUGUUCUCGAGCUCGGUGCGGCUGCUGGUCUUCCCAGUCUUGUCGCUGCUAUUCUAGGCGCACGCAAGGUCGUCGUGACAGACUAUCCGGACCCCGAUAUCGUCAGGAUUAUGCAGAAGAACAUCGACGAGUGUGACGAGACUGUUGAGCCUCAUGGUCGCAUUGCCAACACCGUCGAUGCUAUGGGCUUUGUCUGGGGUGCUGACCCGAUCCCACUACUCAGUCGUCUGAACCCAUCAGACGAGUCUCACAAGGAGCGCUUCGAUGUUCUUAUCCUCGCCGACCUUCUCUUCCGACACAGCGAGCAUGGAAAUAUGAUCAAGACGAUCAAGGAGACGUUGAAGAUCUCGCGCGAGAGCGUAGCCUACGUAUUCUUCACCUCAUACCGACCAUGGAAGAAGGAGCUCGACAUGGGCUUCUUUGAUAUUGCACGCGAGCAGGGCUUUGAGGUGGAGCAGAUCGCUGAACGAAGGCUCGACAAGCCGUUGUUUGAGAACGAUCCUGGUGAUUUGGAUGUCCAGAAGACUGUCAAGGGAUUUGCUGUGCGGUGGUCCGCUGAGGCAUGCAGGUGA